Messenger RNA from Venustampulla echinocandica, 555 nucleotides. RefSeq lists its product as uncharacterized. The record is from RefSeq and is a predicted model, not a curated record. The transcript has 3 exons. Lineage: Eukaryota; Fungi; Ascomycota; Leotiomycetes; Helotiales; Pleuroascaceae. Bases 1 to 555 code for a protein of 184 amino acids.
AUGCCGGGCAUAUAUUCACGCCAGGCCGUGGUUCAAGGGAACGGCGGGGAUUUAUUUUUUGUCGACGAUAAUCCGUCGUUUUGGUGGACGAGGACUGGGCAAAUCGUCAGAUGGUCGGUUUUACUCGGCAUCUUUUUCCUGAUCAUCGCGUUCAUGGCAGGCGGAUAUUGGCAUGCGAAGCGGAGGAUCAAUAAAGGCCUGAAGCCUCUGGGAUACCACAGAUGGCUUCUGAAUCGACAGCAGCGAGCGAGAUAUGACCCUGCGUACCAAAACCCCUCCGUCUACUAUCAUGCCCCACAAGGUGGCCAUUACGGCAUGAACCACGUACCACCACCAAUGUACGAUCCAAGUUCGCAGAGGCCACCAGUAUAUCAACCUCCUGCUGGAGGGUCAAAGGUUGAUCCAUCGCAAGGGGGACCGGAACCCAUUCACAGACCGGCCGACAAUGCGGAUCCGGCUCCGCAAUAUGAGCCUCCUCCCGGGCCGCCACCAGCAGCGGUACACGCAAAUCACACGGGCUCGAGCACUGUGAGCAACAAUCCAUAUAGACAAUGA